AUUUUUAUUACCAGAAAUUAGAGUUGGGAUUAGGGUUCGUGUGUGAACAGUACACUGAUUGCAAAUUCAUCAUUUUUCUGUUUAAGGUUUGUUCGAGAGAUUUUAUUAAAACCUUCAAAUACUUGACAGAAUAUUUAAUGAUAAUUGCAAAAGAGAAAACGAUUGGGAUAUCAAUUGUGUUGAUGAGAAGAUAAACGAGAAUAAUCAGGUGAACAAAGGGGAGAAAUGGAGGACGAGGAGGGGGAGGAGCUAAAAGCGAUUCUGAGGGAAGCAUUUGGAGAUUCAUCAUCGGACAGCGACGGCGAAUCUUCGCAUCAUCGGCAAGGACGAGUUCAAGUCAGUGAUUCGACGGAUGAAGUCGUAAAGCAUCAUACGAUAUUUGGGGAUACCGAUAUUUGGGAGCCGAUUACUGAAAUCAAAGGCCUCUGGAUCGGCAGGGACUUUUUGUCUACCGAUCAGCAGGCCUCCUUGAUUUCUGCUCUUGAGAAAGAGGGAUAUUUGACUGAAGCCUCGCAAAAUCAGGCAAUGAGGUUUGGCGAUCUUCCCACUUGGGCCCUUGAACUCUCAUAUUAUAUCCGUGAGAAUAUUUUAUUAAGUGGUUAUUUUUCCGAAACCAUGGACUUUAUAUCUAGUGAUAACAGUAAAGAAUCUCAUCUAUUUCCACCGGAGUUAUUGUGGCGAGAACCUCUUUUCAACCAAUUGAUAGUGAACAUAUACCAACCAGGUGAGGGAAUUUGUGCACAUGUUGACCUUAUGCGUUUCGAAGAUGGAAUAGCGAUAAUCUCCUUGGAGUCAUCAUGUGUCAUGCAUUUUAGUCCAGCAGAAGCUGAAAUCAGUCAUCUUGAAAAUGUCAAGAAAGAAGCAAAGAUUCCAGUACUUCUGACCCCAGGUUCUGUAGUGUUGAUGUGGGGAGAGGCACGGUAUAUGUGGAAGCAUGAGAUAAAUCGCAAGCCUGGUUUUCAGACAUGGGAAGGGCAAGAAAUCAACCAGAAGAGGAGGAUAUCUGUGACUCUGAGGCGGCUCUGUCCAACGAGAUAGAAGCAAACAGCUCCAAUUGAGCUAGAGCAAAUCAUAAAUGCAGCGACGCCACAUGUACAACGCAUAAUAUUCUAUCUUAGAAUUCCAAUCAGCAAAAUGGCUCUUAGCGUAUUUGUCUGUCCAUAAAACCUAUGGGAGCUGUUGGUUGUGGGGUUAGAGAGAGCGCCCACGACGCGAGGAUGACGCGUUGCGUGUCCAAUUUAUUUCAAUUUUGGAAGACGUGUAUUCGUUA
Molecule: messenger RNA, 1270 nt
Organism: Sesamum indicum (sesame)
Lineage: Eukaryota; Viridiplantae; Streptophyta; Magnoliopsida; Lamiales; Pedaliaceae
Product: 2-oxoglutarate (2OG) and Fe(II)-dependent oxygenase superfamily protein
Biological process (GO): fatty acid metabolic process; DNA damage response
Cellular component (GO): mitochondrial matrix
Source: RefSeq, a predicted model, not a curated record